AUUGAGCUUUCCCUUCUAUUACUUAUUUUUGCAGAUGUGAACAGCAAGGAAAUGCAAAGUGGAAACCAAUCUUCUGUAUCUUACUUCUUUUUGGUGGGCCUGCACCACCCACCGCAGCUGGGGGUACCACUCUUCCUAGCUUUCCUUUUCAUCUAUGUCCUCACUGUCUCUGGCAAUGGCCUCAUCAUUCUCACUGUCUUGGUGGACACCCAGCUCCACCGCCCCAUGUACUGGUUCCUAUGUCACCUCUCCCUCUUGGACAUGACCAUUUCUUCUGCCAUUGUCCCCAAGAUGUUAGCUGGCUUUCUCUUGGAUAGUAGGGUUAUCUCCUUUGGGGGCUGUGUAAUCCAACUUUUUUCAUUUCAUUUCCUGGGCUGCACUGAAUGUUUCCUUUACACACUCAUGGCUUAUGAUCGUUUUCUGGCCAUUUGUAAACCUUUACAUUAUGCCACCAUCAUGACCCAGAGCGUCUGCAACUACCUGGCUUUUGGCACCUGGCUUGGAGGCACCCUUCACUCUCUUUUCCAAACAAGCUUCAUAUUCCGGCUUCCCUUCUGUGGUCCAAACCGGGUAGACUACUUCUUCUGUGACAUUCCUGCCAUGCUGCGUCUAGCCUGUGCUGACACCACUAUCAAUGAGUUGGUCACCUUUGUGGACAUUGGCUUCCUGGCCCUCACCUGCUUUGUCCUUAUCCUCACUUCCUAUGGCUACAUAGUGGCUGCCAUCCUGCGAAUCCGGUCCGUUGACGGGCGCCGCAAUGCCUUCUCCACCUGUGCUGCCCACCUCACUGUUGUCAUUGUUUACUAUGUGCCCUGCACCUUCAUUUACCUUCAUCCUGGCUCACAGGAACCCCUAGAUGGGGUGGUAGCUGUUUUCUACACUGUCAUCACUCCCUUGCUUAACCCCAUCAUCUACACUCUCCGGAACAAAGAAAUGAAGACAGCAUUAUGGAGGUUGGGAGGUUGCAAGGAUUUGCAACCCCAGUGA
Rhinolophus ferrumequinum (greater horseshoe bat) is the source of this 987-nucleotide messenger RNA. RefSeq names its product olfactory receptor 10G6. Gene Ontology annotation, cellular component: membrane. The record is from RefSeq and is a predicted model, not a curated record. Gene Ontology annotation, molecular function: olfactory receptor activity; G protein-coupled receptor activity. Gene Ontology annotation, biological process: G protein-coupled receptor signaling pathway. The transcript has a single exon. Lineage: Eukaryota; Metazoa; Chordata; Mammalia; Chiroptera; Rhinolophidae. The coding region runs from base 52 to 987 and encodes 311 amino acids.